UUUUGUUGUGUGUAGUGUUGAAUGUCUUGUCUGCUAAAUGUGUUUUAAAUAGUAAUUUGGGCGACGAAUUUGUACGUUCCAUCGUGGUUUUUCCUCGCAGCAUCGAAAUGUAUGUGUAGCGUGUAUUUCUCUGAGCUGUACACGCCGUCAAGUUGUUUUGUGUUGACACGAAAUGGGGUUUACUCUUCGGAGAAACCGCAUUAUACUCGCAACAGUAUUGUUUUUGCUUCCUGUUAUUUUCUUGAUUAUAACAUCGGAUGGUGGUAACAGAGUUCUAAAAACUGGUGUGGAAGUUGAUCCAUCUAUCAUUGAAAGAUUGAAAGGCCUGUCCAUGAGACUCCGUCUUGUAGAAUCAAAGAAUGAUGAAGUUGCUCAAAAUUUGAUAUCCAUUAGGUCAUCAUCGUCAUUACAUCAAUAUAAAAGUGCAUUAAGAAACAAUAGAACUAAAAUUAAAGAUGCAGAAUUUCUGAACAAUACUCAAUUAACACUACCUAGUAUAUAUAAUUAUAUGUCACAUUUAUUGGGAAGCAAGAACAGUUUGGUACCAGCAACUCAAGUCUCAGCUGGCAGACAUGGAGUUUCCCUUGCUUUUGGAGUUCCAACUAUCAAGAGGGACAAGGCCAGUUAUGUUUUAAACACAAUCCAGUCACUUAUUACAGGAAUAUCGGAUGAGGAGAAAAGAGAUUGUAUACUCAUUGUAUUUAUAGCAGAAAUUGAAGAUAAAAUCUUUGUAAGCAAGCUUAUCAAAGAACUGAAAGACAGGUUUCAUAGCUAUAUUCGUUCAGGAUUAAUAGAAAUUGUCGUCCCGCCAAAAGAAUUUUAUCCCGAUUUGAAUAACCUUCCAAAAGAUGUAACUUUCCACGAUCCUCCUUUGCGAGUGAAAUGGCGAACAAAGCAGAAUCUGGACUUUUCAUAUCUCAUGAUGUACGCACAGCAGAGAGCUCGGUUCUAUGUUCAGCUCGAAGAUGAUUUAAUUGCAACACCUGGAUACGUGAGUACAAUACGAACCUUUGCUUUGCAACAAACUGAGAAUCGUUGGAUGAUCCUUGAAUUCUCGUCCCUUGGUUUUAUUGGAAAACUAUUCCGAACAAGUGAUCUACCAGCGAUUGUUGAGUUCUUCCUUAUGUUUCACAAAGAUAAGCCUGUUGAUUGGCUACUCGAUCACAUACUGUGGGUUAAAGUGUGCAGCCCGGAUAAAGACCAGGCUCACUGCAAUCGAGAAAAGGCUCAGUUACGAAUCCGUUUUAAGCCUUCUCUGUUUCAACAUGUUGGAAAGGAAUCAUCAUUGCCUGGAAAGAGACAGAAUUUAGUUGAUAAGGAUUUCAAGAAAGCUCCAUUGUUUCAAGCUCAUCUUAAUCCGAAGGCGUCAGUAAUCACAACAAUCAAUGUGUACCAAACCCAUACGAUAGAAAGGGCGUACACCGGGCAGAGUUUCUUUUGGGGUCACACCCCACACAAGGGAGAUGUUGUUCGGUUCAAGUUCGAUGAAGAACUUUAUCUUGAACAUUUUCGUAUCAAUACUGGAAAUGUGGAACAUCCUGGUGACAUUUUUUCCAAUGCAUCUGUCGAGAUUUUGACAACAGAGAGCAAGUUGAAAAGAGAGAAAUUGUCCCAUGAAACUCCUGCAUCUGACGUGGAAGCACAGAAAACGUUUGUAAAAGGAGAAUUUUUGCCUAAUGAUUAUAUUCGUGUGGGUAAAUUUGUGAACGGUCUUGCUGAUUAUGCUGUCCCAGCUACGAUUGGUAAAGUGAGUGAGCUUCUGAUUAGAGUCAAUGAUCAUACUGGACAAAACUGGGUGAUAAUUAGUGAGAUUCACAUAAUAAAGAGGUAACACCAAGCAAUGUCUCUACAAUCAUAACGCACUAAUAUCUUCCAUGAAGAUCUCUUCGCGAGGUAUAAACACGUUUGUGCACCUGAUGAGUAAUGUGAAACGCACUCUGAGCAAGUCUGAGCAAUCUGGGUUUGCUGCAAGUACUCGUCAUGGAAUGGAGUUCCCGAAAUCAACACCUACAAUAAACACGUUGAUGAAUUUUGCUGCUUUUGCUAACGAAAUGACGGAUAGAGCCUUUAGUUUAUACGACUGAGAUCAAUCCUUUCCUUGGUUUUCAAAAUUCAUCUAACAGGCAUGUGGAUAGUAGAUACCGCCAUCAAACUUUCAAAAAAGCCCCUGUUGUGAGAACACAGUCAGCCAGCUGUAAAUUCAAUUUCUAAAUUCCCCGACGAAAUAAGUAAUUUGUCAAAAUCAGUUGCAAGAUGGCGCUUCGUUGAAGAUAAUCAAGUGAAUUAAUUUAUUAUUACGGAUAAGCUGGCGGAUGACUGCAUAUUUUUUGGAAAAUGCAUGACAUGUGAAAAAAAUGGAAAACGUUGCAAGAUAAACUACCAAUGACGUCUUUAACACAUAAAAGAAAUUACCUCCUUUACGACUGCCAUCAACUGCUAUCUACCUCCUUUACGACUGCUAUUCGCUUUUUUCCACUAUUCAUUCUGUU
Dendronephthya gigantea is the source of this 2489-nucleotide messenger RNA. RefSeq names its product alpha-1,3-mannosyl-glycoprotein 4-beta-N-acetylglucosaminyltransferase A-like. The record is from RefSeq and is a predicted model, not a curated record. NCBI's taxonomy places the organism in Eukaryota, Metazoa, Cnidaria, Anthozoa, Malacalcyonacea, Nephtheidae. The transcript has 12 exons. Gene Ontology annotation, molecular function: acetylglucosaminyltransferase activity. Gene Ontology annotation, biological process: protein N-linked glycosylation. Gene Ontology annotation, cellular component: endoplasmic reticulum-Golgi intermediate compartment; Golgi stack; endoplasmic reticulum. The coding region runs from base 173 to 1831 and encodes 552 amino acids.